Rhineura floridana is the source of this 8073-nucleotide messenger RNA. RefSeq names its product solute carrier family 8 member B1 (gene SLC8B1). Gene Ontology annotation, biological process: calcium export from the mitochondrion; intracellular calcium ion homeostasis. The record is from RefSeq and is a predicted model, not a curated record. Lineage: Eukaryota; Metazoa; Chordata; Lepidosauria; Squamata; Rhineuridae. Gene Ontology annotation, molecular function: calcium:sodium antiporter activity. Bases 788 to 2545 code for a protein of 585 amino acids. The transcript is spliced from 18 exons. Gene Ontology annotation, cellular component: membrane.
GAAGCGCACAGGUGCGGGGAUGGGCGCGCUUCUCCGCCUUUUGCAGGCAGCUCCAGCGCCGGGUUGCAAGCCCAGGGCGGGCUUCCUGGCGAGCGCCCUGGCGGGCUGCUGCGCUCAGCCUUCCCCGUCGUGGCGCCGCGCGGUGCCCGGCAGGCGGAGGGCACGAUCGGCCCGCGGAGGAGGACGACCUCUUCCUGGCGCUGCGUGGCGAGAGAGCCGGAGGAAUGCCAGUCCGAAGCGGGGCAGGGCUGUUUACUUGCUGGACGGAUUUGGCCUGCGGGGGUACAUAAGAAUUUGGCUUGCAUUUGUCGAUCAAGUCCAACCUUUGCCCAGCUUGGGCUGCAAGCCAUUACAUGUCUACUCAGAAGUAAGCUCCGUUGGGUUCCAUGGGACUUACUCCCAGACCUCACACGUGAAACUCUGCACCCGGAAGCUGAGAACUCUGUAAAAAAAAAACCCAACAAAACAAGCCUUGCAACUGAAAAAAACCCCUUCGCAGUCAAAUUUUGUGUUUUUUGAGGUUCCAGCGCACUCUCUACACAGGGAAACCAUCGCAAAAGUAUUCUCCAGCUUUCUGCUGAACGGAGGAGGCCACUUCUCUAUUUCCAUCAACGGCUGCAAUUUGUGAAAUUUCCUGGUGGUUGGAGCCAGGGGGUCUUCUCUGUCUCCCCCCCUUCUCCCCCCAUAUCUCUGGCUCCUGGACAGACAAUGCCAUAAAGCUUGGACAUUAGAUCAAAGGUGGCUGGCCUCUUCAAGUUCUGGGGUGACUCUUUUUUGGCCACGUGCCAUGUGGACUUUCUGGGUCUUUGGUGUGGCCUGGAUGCUGGCCAGAGAGGCCAGUGCGGUAGAAUCUCCCGUUGCCCCAGGAGAUGCCAAAAUCCCAGCGUCCCUCCACUUGGACCAUAGGGGGCAGCCCAGCAGGAUCCAGAGCUCAGGACCGGCUGUGGAUUGCAGGGAGGUGGGGAAGAUAAAUAUCUCCAGGCGCUGCCCUUUCAUCCACAACAACCCAGACUGCCAGAUGGAUGGCGGGUUCCUCAACUACCUCAACGGAGCUUUCUGUGUCUUCCCGGCUGCUCUGCAACCUCUGGUGGUGACCCUCUACGCACUGUGGCUCCUUUAUCUGUUUGUCAUCCUUGGGGUCACAGCUGAGAAAUUCUUCUGCCCUAACUUAUCUGCCAUCUCGACGAAGCUGAAGCUGGCCCACAAUGUAGCUGGUGUCACCUUCCUGGCUUUUGGGAAUGGCGCUCCAGACGUCUUCAGUGCCGUCGUGGCUUUCUCUGACCCGCGGACAGCAGGCCUAGCCAUUGGUGCUCUCUUUGGUGCUGGCAUCUUUGUCACCACCAUAGUAGCCGGUGGUAUCGCCCUGGUGCGACCCUUCACUGCAGCCUCCAGGCCAUUCCUCAGGGAUGCCAUCUUCUAUAUGGUAGCGGUAUUCCUGACCUUCGUGGCUCUCUAUUUUGAGGAGGUCACCCUGGCGGAAGCCCUGAGUUACCUCUGCCUGUACAUCUUCUAUGUCCUGACGGUGGUGGUCUCUACGUGGCUCCACAAGAGGCAGCGGCGGGAGAGGCUGGCCCCUCCCCGUCCUACGGAACCAGAGCUGCCAACAGACUCCGAAGAUGGGGAUGCUUCAAGUGCCAAUGGAGGUGACUACGGGGAAGAAUACCGACCUUUGCUUCCCUCGGAAGAGAGCACUCUCCAGAUCCUGGCGCACUCCGUGAACCCUUUGGAUUACAGGACGUGGAGGAGGAAGCCUUGCUAUUGGAGGUUGCUCAAGGUCUGCAAGCUGCCGGUGGAGUUUGUGCUGCUGCUGACUGUGCCUGUCGUGGACCCCGACAGGGAAGAUCAGAACUGGAAGCGGCCCCUGAACUGCCUACACUUGCUCACUGGCCCCCUUGUCUGCAUCCUCACGCUGAAGUCUGGUGCCUAUGGUCUUUAUAAGAUCCAAGGUGUCUUCCCAGUCUGGGGUCUGGUGAUCAUCACAGGGGCUGCCUUGGCUAUCGUUGUCUUCUGCACUACAAGGAAUGAGGACCCACCUCGAUAUCACUGGUUCUUUGCCUUCCUGGGUUUCCUGGUGAGCGCCAUGUGGAUUAACGCUACUGCUACCGAGGUGGUCAACAUCUUAAGGACGUUGGGUGUGAUCUUCCGUCUGAGCAACACGGUCCUGGGGCUGACGCUGCUGGCCUGGGGGAACAGCAUUGGAGACACUUUCUCGGACCUCACGAUGGCUCGGCAGGGAUACCCUCGUAUGGCCUUUUCUGCCUGCUUUGGAGGCAUCAUCUUCAAUAUGCUCGUUGGCGUUGGGCUGGGCUGCUUAUUGCAGAUGACGAACAGCAAGCUGGUUGUGAGGCUGGAAUCGGAUGGCCUCCUGGUGUGGAUCCUGGCUGGAGCGCUGGGCCUCAGCCUGGUCGUCUCCUUCCUCUCUGUGCCCGCUCAGUGCUUCCACCUGGGGCAAGGAUAUGGCUGCUGCCUCAUCGUCUUUUAUCUGGUGUUUUUGACGGUUGCUCUACUGACCGAGUUCAGGGUGAUUCGGCUUUCUGCCGUCUGAUGAAGGCAUCUCUCAUCACGGACAUACUUUUACGUUCCCAUAGGACGGUGGAUGGGCUUGCAAGACCUCCCCCCUCUUGGGAUUGAGCUGCUCUACUGGAAGAUUGUGCCUUGCAACAAACACAACGGCCGGCAUCACUGGCAAAUCCCAAAUAGUCGGGUUUGAUUGCUGUCCCCCGACAGGAAGGAAGAGCAACUCAAAUCUCAGAAACGUACACAGGGUCUUGGCCCGGCCAUUGUGAAGUUGCUGCAGCGUUUGCAGGCAUGAGGAUCCCCAGCUGCUUUCAGGCCUCUUAUAAUUCAGGGAUUGUUUGGCCAAUUCAAGAUGCCUUGGGAGGCUUUUUAUUCCCGAUCAGUAUUAAGUUUUCUAAAGAAAAAAGCAUUACGUAGAUUUUAAACAAAAGGUGUCUUUUUUUAAAAACAAAAAAAUGAGAUGGUUUUUUUUUUAAUGACUUUUGCUAGAAGUGGUUUGUAAACCCUCUUGAUGUUGAAUGUAUGCCCCCUGAUACACACUUAAUUCCUUGUGGCUUCUGACCGUUCGUUUUCGCAAUAGAGUUUUUAACCAGAAACUGCACAUGUACAGCUGAGAGAUCAAUUAUCUUGUUAAAACCCAACACCUAUUUCCAAUGCUCAGGGAUGCGUGCUGGUGCUUAUCUCCCCCAAACUGGAAGCAUCCGUGCCCGAGAGGGGAGGUAUCCGCAGGUUCAAGAAACCCCCAUUUUUCAAAACUCGAAGAAGCUAAGAGAGAAAUCCACACGGCGCAACUGUUAAUGUGCUCGGUGGCCGUGGGAUGCUGAUUUGAGUUUUUGAAGAUGAGACACAAAAUGGAGGAAUGGAAGGGAGUGGCUGGAAGCCUGAACCAGGAGCAUUGGGAACCAGGUAGGAAGCUGCCAUUGGUCCAUCUAGCUCAGUGUUGUCUACACUGACUGGCAGCGGCUCUCUAGGACUUCAGGCAGGGGUCUCUCCCAGCCCUCCCUGGAGAGGCCGGGGAUUGAACUUGGGACCUUCUGCAUGCAAGGCAGAUGCUCUGCCUCUGUGCUGUGGUCCUUCCCUGUCCCUGCAUUCCAAACUGCGGCAUUGAAGGAUUCAGAAGAAACGCUGUUCACUGUCUCUGGUAAUUGGGUUUGCAUGUGGUUUUUCAAAAACCUCUUGAGCUGUGUGGCAGUGUGUGUUUGCGUCAAAUACCCUGGUGCUGUUCUUAUGCCACUUUUCAUGCCCAGGAACUGUUGGCUUCCAACUUACAUGAAUUGUUUCUGGUUUACCAUGAAACUCUUGUCAGAAGCAUCAGAUUUUUAACAUCUUUCAUCUUGACCACCCUCCUGCCACUGCUGCUCAAGGAUUAUUAUUUUUUAAAGGAUCAAAGGCACUCCUGCAAGCACAUUCAGAGGAGUAGGUUGUUUGUGGCCGCAACAUUCCAACCUUUGGGAAUCUUUUUUUAAAUUGGCUGAAAAAUUCAGCCAGCAAUCCUAACUCCACUUACCCGGCACUAAGCCCCAUUGAAUUCUGUAGGACUUUUCUGAGUAGAUGUGGGCCAAAUCCACACUAUACUUUUAAAACACAUAACUCCCUCCCAAAGAAUCUUGGGAAUUGUAGUUUAAGGAUGCUAGGAAUUGUAGCUUUGAGAAGCGUAACAAGUUCCCAGGAUUAUUUGGGGGAAACCACGUGCUUUAAAUGUAUGGUGUGGAUAGGACCAUGGUUAGGAUUAUGCUGUUGUCCUCAUUUUUGUGCUGGUUUUUUUUACUAUGUAUGUAUGUGGAAGUGCUGCCUUUUAAGAAUUCCAGGGUAAAAUUAGUGUGCAGAAGUUGUGGCAUCGCAACAUGCUUGCACAACAGGAGGCACACUGAUGCAGCCAACUCAUUGUGUGUGUGUUGUAGCCUACCAUGUUCUCAACUUUUUAUUUUUGCAGUUCCCAACAGGUGGCAAAAAUGGGAAUCUAAGCAAGCCCCCAGCCAUUUAUGACAAGCCACUGCUGGGCUGUAAGUUGUUUUUUUUUUUUUAAGCUUGGUGAGUCGUAAGCUGACUUUGUGCAAGUGCAGCUCUCUGGCUUCUGAGAGGUGGCCGAUUGCUGACUCGCUGCUAAUUCCCAUGUCAGUGAGUAACGGCCUUGUCUCGGAGGCAAAGGCAUGACGAGGCACUUUUAUCCCUCAGUCAGCACUUGACCACACUCGGCACGGUCACAAGCGUUUGGACAUCUGUGUUGAACCACAGGAAGUUUGGGAGCCUGGUGCAGUGGCCUUCUUGCUUAACCCACCCAGACGGCGCGUCGGGCUGAAGACACAACCACCCUCGCAAGCUCUUAACCUGGCCAGUUGUUCCUCAAAAAGGCCCGGUCAGCUUCACACCAUUGGGCAAUCCUGUGUUUUCAGGUAGCUGAAUCCAGAAUGUUUUGCUCAUCAGUAUUGGGAAACCUAGAACUUCUCCCACUCCCUGGUUUAAGCAUGUCUCAGUCAGAGUGACACAGCAUGGCAGCCACAGACAAUUGUUCAAUGGUUUAAGCUGAUAGUUCCUUGGGGUGUGUGGGGAGACAUACGUGGACAGUGCUUUAACUGUUGGGUCUUGUUGUGCAACAUUGGAACCCACCCCAAGGCAAGAUAAAAAAUGAUCAGCAUGAUCUAUCCAGCUGAAUCAAGGUGUAUAAUAAUCCUAGGAAUGCUUACUCAGAAGCAAGUCCCUUGGAAUUCAUUUACUCCCACUUAGUAAAUGUGUUUCAAGAUAGCAGUCUGGGAAUAUCAAUUUCCAUGGCCCCAUCUCCACUAUAUAUUUCAGGCACUGUGAUACCGCUUUAAACCGUCAUGGUCUUCCCCCAAAGGAUCCUGGGAACUGUAGUUUGUCAAGGGUGCUGAGAGUUGUUAGGAGACCCCUCUUCCUCUCAGAGCUAAAAUUUCCAGAGUGGUUUAACAAUCAACCCUUCUUCCCUGGGAAUUAUUAUUAUUAUUUGAUUUAUAUCCCGCCUUUCCUCCCAGCAGGAGCCCAGGAUGGCAAUUGUAGCUCUGUAAAGAGAAUAGGGGCUCUCCUAACAGCACCCUUAACAAACUACAGCCUCCAGGAUUCUUUGGGGGAAGCCAUGAUGGUUUAAAGUGGUAUCACCGUGCUUUAAACGUAUAGUGCAAAUGAGCCCAAAUUGUUCCGUCUGGAACCUGUGGUCCUCCAGCUGUUGGUCACACUGAACUCCCAGCAUCCCUGGCCAUUGACUAUGCUGCCUGGGGCUGAUGGGAGUUGGGAGUCACAACAGCAUUUAGAGGGCUACUGGUUGCCUUGUCUGUGUCAUAUGCAGUCAUGUCAAUCGCAUGGCAUUUGUUUUAAAUGCCACUAACUGGAAGCAACAAAGUUUAUCUUGGGAAUAACUUCUAAUUGGCUUCAUCUGUAUUUAUUCUCCCCAUAAGUGCACCUGCAAACUAUAAAUUUUAUCAUAUACCAAGCCUUUAAAAAUGCCUGUGUCAGGGUUGGUUUUUUUUUUAAAGGAUCUUAAGCAUCAAGGAGAAAUUAAAUACAUAGGGUUAUAUCCCAAAUUCAGAGUAGACUUACUGAACCAAAAUUAGUCAUGUUUGUUCAUUUCAGUGGGUCUCCUCUGAGUAGGACUGACAUCAUAUACACCCUAUAAUUUUUUUAUAAUACUUAUUGGAUAUAUAACAACUCCAAUAAUAAAUCCUUCAGAGGCCAAAUCCCAUGCGGUGUAUUUCAGCGUAUGCCAAUUGUGUUUCAGCACAAAGGUCUUCAAGGGCCUAGUGGCAAAGAAACAAAAUAAUGACAAAUCUGUAAAAAAUAAAACAAAACAUUAACAGGCCAGCACUUCUGAGAUAAACAAGCUGGUACUUACCAAUCGGCGUUGACUCAAAAUUAACUUUCUUAAGACGUACUGAGUUAAUGUUGAGGUUUGGGAUUUGUGAACGGAGAUAUUUUGUAUGAGCUUAAUUAGGGCAUAUUGAAAAUUGAGAAUUUUGUUCCGGACUGUGGUUUGCAAUGGAGGCUUGAAGUGAAUUGUGUUGCUCUCUUCACAGUCAAAGCCUGUUAGUGAGUAUCAACUGUUAUAAUUUUGGUUUGUUCAAGGUCUGCCUCGUCAGUGCUUUUGUUUUUUUUUAACAGAUUUAUCAUGCUGACCUUUUUUGUUAUUGGAGGCUGCCGCUGAGGUCUUUGUAGCGAAAUGUGUCUGGUGUCUGUCAAAAUAUACCGCAAAGGCUUUAUUAUUGGAGUGUUUGUAUAUAUGAUUGUUUUAUUGCAACAAGGAAAAUACUGUAAACAUAUAUAAUUCUUUAACUCUGAUGUUGGUUGCCAGAUUUUUUUAUAGGGACCAUUUUGUGUGCCCCACUUGUUCUACGUGUUCAAGCUCCGUGCACGCACAUUCAAGGAGAGCCCUUUCCAUUCUGAGAUGUUUUGCCAAAGAAUCCUUUGGUGUCUGAGUGAGCCAUUUGUAGAAAACCUGUAUAACAGUUGCCCAGAAGCAGCACCUCCAGCCAGGGCUGGCAAACUGCCCUACAAUGGGGGCCCUUCUGUGUGUGUUGGGUGGUACCCUGGUGAUGGGCUUACCUGUCCAAUACCAGUGGUCAGCCAUCAUGAAUUCUCAGGAUGCCCAUCCUGUAGCAUCAUGGGAAAUUGGCCAUGCUUGCUGAGGCUGAUGGGAGUUGUAGUUCAGCAACAUCUGGAAGGCCAAAGGUUCCCGGGUUUUGUCAGCUGGAAAAAUAUGGCUGCUUUCUAUACAGUUGCUGGGUUCGUAGGGUGUUCCCUACCGCCCAAACCUUUUCCUUUAUCCCGACAUGGCAAAUUAGGUGAGGACACGCAUUCAGAUUGGAAGCUAAGCCAUGGCAAACUUGCGUUUCAGGUCACGUGUCCUUGCCACUAAUUGUCAUGGAAUGCAAGGGACAGGCUGUUCUUUUAUAUUUGGGAGAUUGAACUUCAAAGCCUCUCUGUCGUCUAUGUAGUAAAGUGUAGCUUUGGACAAGCGUUGUCUCUAUGGAAUAAUCUACCUCAGAAAGAUAAAACGAGAGGGAUAACUUGCCCUGAGCUAUUGCUAGAAAUAAUAAUGUGCAUAAGCUGCUACCGGGCUAGUUAAUCAGCCAUUCAAGAUGCUUGUUCUUGAACUACUAAGCAGAUUCUGGGCCAAAGUUUUCAUUCUUUUUUCAGAGCUGCAAGAAAGCUGCACUUGAGGAAAUCUCCUUAAGGAAUCUGUUAGAAAGAAGCAGUUUUACAUGAAUCCUUGGUGCUGGAGAGCUGGAAGGCAGGGAGAGAUUAGGGUUAUUAACUAGCUGGGAUUUACUGAAACUCACUUCUGGACUAUGACCCUGAACAGAUGUGAGCUGUGUGCAUCAUUAAAAUGAAAUGUCUUCCUUAGCCUCUUCUGUCCAGGCUUCUUGAAGGGGAGGAGCCAGUGCUUUUUGAAUGUUACUCACUUUAAAAAUAUUUUCUUAGGAACCUCCCUGAACAUCAAGCAUUUACACCAAGUGCCAAUAUGUCUGCAGUACUCUCCCUUCCUGUUAAACCAUUUUCUGUCCUGAGGUCAGUGUAAUCUGGUAUGCUAAUAAAGGCAACAACAAC